Molecule: messenger RNA, 966 nt
Organism: Oncorhynchus gorbuscha (pink salmon)
Lineage: Eukaryota; Metazoa; Chordata; Actinopteri; Salmoniformes; Salmonidae
Product: chromobox protein homolog 2-like
Exons: 3
Coding region: 101-757 (218 amino acids)
Source: RefSeq, a predicted model, not a curated record
GAUUAUGGUAGCCACUUUUCGGACCAUAUGAACCGCUAAACAUUGCAGUUAAGGCGUGAUGAAUUAUGCAGUGAAGGAGCGAUAGAAUCAAGAAGCCCAUAUGUUACACGAGGGCUUUCAUCGUGUUAGCACGUUGAUGAACUCGCCGCCAGGCAAUCAAACCCGAUAUCGUCCGCGAGGCUGGUGGUGGCUGGUCCGCUCCAGGAGUCUGAGGUGCGGGAGGUUCCUCCACCCCCUUUGGACAUCGAGGGGCCCUGGCGUACAUCGUUGUUCCAUCCUGGAUUCGAGGCGUCGGGUGGGGGGCCUUCAGUACCUCGUGGAGUGGGAGGGGUUCGGGCCGGAGAAGAGGUGCUGGGUUCCGGUUGCAGAUGUUUUGGAUCCUGAACUGCUGCUAAAGGGAGGCAGUGCCAGGCGACGACUGAGAAAGGGCCGAAAAAUUACCAGACUCCAGCCACCCGAGACAUGGACUCUUCUCCAUACUCCCGUCCAGCAGGUGGUUAUGGUGGAUCAUGGCUUAGACCAACGGACUCUGAAACAGCUUCUAUCUCCUGGCCAUAAGACUGUUAAAUGGCUAAAAAGUACUGCUCUCCCUCUCCCACAGACUAUCCACACGGACUCUGUGCCCAUCCACUGGUCUCUAACCACUCAGACGCACACACCUUCCCUGUCGCUCUUACUCACACACACUCACAUACACCCUCACUCAUUACUGACGUCACACACUUACAACCCCCCCCCACACCUAUGGUUAUGCUAAAAUUAUUAUUAUUGAUUUGAUGUAUUAUUACCAUUCUGCUGCUGUUAAUUGAUUAUUGAUUGCUAUUACCAUCUAUUUAUCAUGCUUCUGGUCACUAUAACUCCUGUUUACAUGUAAAUGUUAUCAUUCAAAUAUUGCCAUGUAUUUAUACACUGAUUAUACAAACAAGAACACCUCUUUCCAUGACAUAGAAUGGAGGUGAAAACUAU